AUUUAACAUCAUUAAUUUAGAUAAUAAAUAGUAAUUAUAAAUCUUUCAUAUAGUUUAAAUAUAGGAAAAAAUAAUUCAUUAUUUAUAAGACAUAAUAUGCAUUAAAACAAUCCUGGGAAUAGAUAUUUUAGUUAGAAUCAAUUUAACUAAUAGAACUCAUUCAACUAAUAAGCUGCUUUAAACUUAUUGCAGUAGACUGGAGGAUUAGGAGGAAGCGGAUUUAAUUUAUUGUAAAAUGCAUAAAAUCAAACUGCAGGAUUUCCGAUAUCUAGUUUAAGCUCAUAGACAUAUCCUUCUCAAUUCGGAAUUAAUUAGCAAGCUAAUAGUGCAUCUUAGAUUAAUAAUCUUCAAGGGAAUUAAAUAAUACCAGGAGCUUCUAAUUUCUAAAUAUCUAGAAAUUUGAGGGUUUUACCUCCGGCUCCAGGUUCAGUAUAAAGUGCAUAAAAUAGCUUUAACUUGAUUAAAAAUUAACCUCAAAAUAUACAAAAGAGAAGAAAUGAAAUCGAGAUUCAAACUUCUCUUGAAAACCAGCCAUUAAUCUAAAAAAAGAUCAAAACUGAUAAUUUAUCUCUCACUCUACAAGAAGUAAUGCAAAUAGAGCCAGAAAAUAAAUAGCCAAUUAAUCAGAAGGUUUAUGACAUAUCUAAAUAUGAAAUUUCUAAAGAAGUAGAUGAAAAAAUUUAAAAUACAAAAAAAUUACUAGAGAACAUUCCAAAGAUAAAACCAAACUUUAUCUCACUAUAAUGCUGUGAAUCAGCAAAGCUCUAAGUAGACUUAUUUCCACAAAAGUUCUUUAAUCCGGAAUUUAAAAACGAGUUAAAAAAAGAUAUCUUUGAAGACCCUUCAUGUUUUAAAGAGGCACCAUAGAGCAAAAGCUUGAAAAAAGUAUAUUGCUUAGUUGAAGAUUUAUCUAAACUGAUGAAUGUGCUAAAAAUUGAUAAAGAAAAUGAAAUAAAGAUGAGUGAGAAAAGCUCUUAUUAGAGAUUGAAUUCCAAGGAGUCAAGAAAAAAAGACGAUGGUGAUAAUAAUAAUAAAAAAAUAAUUAAAAAAUAAGGCCCUGGUAGAAGAAAAAAAAGAAUCGAAGACAGUGAAUAAGAAAGUGAAUAAUAAAAUAUGGAAGAAGAAAAUAAUGAUGAUUAUUAUCAUUAAUCUAAAGAAGAUAGUGAAAACUACUCUUUAUCUUAGCCAUAAAGUGCUACUUAGAAAAAAAAGAAUCAACAAAAGAGGAUUUUAAGAAAAAAGAGAAAUAAUAGCAAAAAGGUCUAAGAUAAUGAUGAUUCUGAUUUUAUAAAAAGUGAUGAUUCAGAAUCUUAAUCUGAAGAAGAUUAAGAAGAUUAAAGCUCUGAGUAAAGUGAAAAUUCAGAUUAGGAAAAUAGUUUACCCUAAAAGACUAAAAGAAGAAUUCUAAGAAGAAAAAAGUCUGUAGUAAAUGAUGAUUCUGAAUAGGAAGAUUAAGAAGAAGGUUCUUUUAAUAAAAAUGGCUAGGAUGAUAGUGGAGAGAAAUAAAAAAAUAAAAGAGGAAGAAGAUUACUUUAAAAAAAUAAACUAACCAAAGUAGGUAAAAACAAAAAUACUGUUGAAAGUGAUGAAGAAUAAGAAUUUAAUAAUCCAAUUAAAAAAGAAAAAAAUAAUGAGGAUUCAUCUGAAAAUGAUGGAAUAAAGAUAGCUAGAAAAUAACCCAAAGCUAAAUUGUAAAUAGACGAUGAUGAAGAAAAAGAAGAAUAAAAUUCUCAAUCAAAUUAAAAGUAAACUCCUUAACUCAAUGCUAAAAUAGCAUCUAUUUAGAAAUAAGAAGUAAAAGUCGAAAAUGAAACAAAAAUAGAAGUGGAAGAAGAAUAAAGCUAACCUCUAGAUUAAUAAAUAAAACUAGAAAAUGAUAUUAAAAUUGAAGAGAAAGUGGAAUCAUCUGCCAAUUCAUAAAUAAAUAGCUAAUAGCAGUAAACCCUUAUAAAUAUAGAAAAUAAACUUUAAAAAAUUAAAGAAAAAGAUAUACUACUAGCAUCUAAAGCUAAUGAGAUUGAAAAAAAAUAAAAAUAUCUAUUUGAUUAGCAGCAGAAAAUUUUAUAGCUAAAGAUGUAAUAUAAUACAGCAAUCCUAGAAUAAAAGCAUGCUGCUAUCAAUUUAGAAAUUGUUAAUAAACACACUUCUAUAUCGUGA
Molecule: messenger RNA, 2157 nt
Organism: Tetrahymena thermophila SB210
Lineage: Eukaryota; Ciliophora; Oligohymenophorea; Hymenostomatida; Tetrahymenidae
Exons: 6
Source: RefSeq, a predicted model, not a curated record